UUUUCCGGUAAAUUGCACAGAUUGAUUUUGAAUGUCAUGUCUGUAAAGGUGUCCAGUUAGAAUAGAUACUUUUAAAUGUUUUGGAUUAGAUAGUGUAUAUUUUAUAAAUUCGAAACCUUUCAAAGCCUGUCUGUAAGAAGCCCUUGGAAAAUUAUCGACAAUAAAAUUUGAACACGAGUAGGUACUUUAUCUAUGAAGCGGCAAUAACAAAUAAACCAUCGUUAAAAAGGAGGAGAUUUCAAACUUAUCGGAAAGCUAAAAUGACCACCUUCGCUGUGAAAUCUGACUUGGACGCCGCGCAUGCUUUAUUGGAUCUCCAAUGCGAUCAACGCGAAAACCAUUUUGUUCAAGCAGACAGACGUCCGCGUGGUAUAGAAAAUAUGGAAUCCUCAACGUCGGCGAUUGCAAAAAUAUUAAAUAGUCUUAUUGGAACCAAGGUGACGACGCAUCCUCCUCAUACCAGUACACCAAAAGCCAAAUAUCUACCGAAACAUUCAAAAGAAUCGACCAAAGAAAGAAAAUACAUACCAAAGAAACAAUUCUGUGAUCAAGGCACUCAGACUGAUUUUGACUUGUACUUACCAGAAAUUGAAAAAAUGGAGACCAUUAUACAACAACUCUGUAAGAAAAUAGAAAAAUUAGAAAAUCAAUUGAAAACAAAAAAUCCUGAAACACUAUCUCCAGCUUUCGAACAAACCUCUUACGAACAAACGUCAGAUGUUUCAAGUGAAGAGUAUUCAGAUGCUAAGAACAAGCGGAAAUCACAUAAACGGAAGAGAAAUGUGACUAUGACUACUGAUUUGAGUUCAAUUGGAGGCUACGAUUCAAGUUACAAAGAACGCGAGGAUUCUCUUGAACGUGACGUGAAAGCUUGUAGAGAUUACAAAAGAGCUUUAAAACCCAAGACUAACGUCAAGAUUAAUAAUGACUUGGUGCCUAUUGGAGACGGAAACGCCGAAGUACCAGCGAGGCUGAUGAAGAAUAUGGAUUGGACAUCUUACACGAAUGCCACUCGAAAACUAUUGACUGCAGUAUUUUCACGAACGGUCCUCGCAACUCACUCGUUGACAGGAAAGCCAUCCCCAGCCUUUCCCGACAAACCAGCCAAAAAGAAGCUUGAUCCAGCGCUCGUGAACGAUAUCGUUCAAACUGUUGUUGAAAGAUGUCGUGUCCCUGAAAAUGUUGUUCGAACAAGCAUAACAACGAAAUGCGCGGACGAAAGUAAAAUGUUCCGAACACGCCAACAAAAUAAAAAGAGGAAAUCAGCGAAAAAAGAAAAUAUAUCUCCAUCCGAUGAAUCAGAUGACUCCUAUUUUUCUAAUUAAGAAAAAUAUAAUAUAUCCAGCCUUAAUGGAAUUUUCAAGGUGAAUGGUGUGCUGUGUUGCACCCGCAUAUUACAAUGCGAUCGUAGGCAAUGGACGCCU
Messenger RNA from Bicyclus anynana (squinting bush brown), 1424 nucleotides. Its product is annotated as early boundary activity protein 1-like. Bases 261 to 1325 code for a protein of 354 amino acids. Gene Ontology annotation, molecular function: DNA binding; transcription corepressor activity. The record is from RefSeq and is a predicted model, not a curated record. The transcript has 9 exons. Lineage: Eukaryota; Metazoa; Arthropoda; Insecta; Lepidoptera; Nymphalidae. Gene Ontology annotation, biological process: negative regulation of Notch signaling pathway; positive regulation of neuron differentiation. Gene Ontology annotation, cellular component: nucleus.